Messenger RNA from Mobula hypostoma (lesser devil ray), 3749 nucleotides. Its product is annotated as phosphomannomutase 1-like. Gene Ontology annotation, molecular function: phosphomannomutase activity. Lineage: Eukaryota; Metazoa; Chordata; Chondrichthyes; Myliobatiformes; Myliobatidae. The record is from RefSeq and is a predicted model, not a curated record. Gene Ontology annotation, biological process: GDP-mannose biosynthetic process; mannose metabolic process; protein N-linked glycosylation. Gene Ontology annotation, cellular component: cytosol.
AGGUGAUUUUGAAUGUUCGUUAAAAAAUAAUGUUCACAAACAUUGAUGGCUAAUGAGCUGGGAGGGUUGAGACCACAUUAUGUGUCAAUGCAGUUCAUGCAGCAGGUCACACUUCUGGAAGAGGCCCUGUCCUGUCUCUAGCCAGUAGAAAGCAUUGGCAAGAGCCGGGGCAAACCAUUAAGCUCAAGGCAGGCAGAUUUGCCCUAUUGGUGAUUAAACCCUUGGUCAAAGUUUUGGCUACUAAACUUGAAGAAAGGCAAAUAUUAGGACAGUAAAGUAUAGACCAGCAAGACAGUUCAGAUUUAAAUAUGCAUGUACAAAACAUCAAAGCAUGGUAUCCUUUCUAAUUAGAGGGCAAGACAAUGACAAUCUGAUGGGCCAGUGGUGUACUUUUUCUUCUGCUUGUGUGAACGGGGAGUUUUGUUUCAACUGCAGAAAGCCUUUGGCCACCUCUGGAGUAUAGAUCCAAGGGCUGAGCCCUAGAUGGAAUAUGGAAGGAAGGCAGAGGAAUUCUGCAGGCUCCAUUGGUCAUGUUCUGUAGCCUGGGUUUGGAUUUCCUGCAAUAUUAAACAGUAAGGGAUUAUUUUAAGUACUGGUAUAAAGAGGUUUCUCCUACUAGUGAGGGUGUCCAGGUGAGAGAGUUAUCAAGCUUUUCAGCAGAGAAGUUAGGUGAUGGUUCUCCAGAAACAACCUGCAGAGGGCAGUGAUCGUUAACGCAAUGGUGUGUUUGCUGAAGCCUGGAGACGAGAUGGGAGGCAAUUCUCCUCUGAUCUCUCAUUAACAAGGCAUUUCUACCCACAGAACUGCCAUUCACUGGAUUUUUUUUUGUUGUUUUUCGCACCAUUCUGUGCAAACUCUAGAAACUGUUGUGUGUGAAAACUCCAGGAGAUCAGCAGAUUCGCAGAUACUCAAGCGCCAACAAUAAUUCCACGGUCAUAGUCACUUAGAUCACAUUUCUUCCCCAUUCUGAUGUUUAGUCUAAACAUCUUGACCAUGUCUGCAUGUUUUUAUGCAUUGUGUUGCUGUCAGAUGAUUGGCUGAUUAGAUAAUUGCAUUAACGAGCAGAUGUAAUAACAACAUGGAAUCUGAGUCAGCAGUGUGACAAAGGUCAGAAAAUCUCUGGCGCUUAUCUGAAGACAGGAAUGCAUCACACCUCUGAAAAUAGCACCAUGACAUCUUUUAGUUCCACUUGAGAGGACAGAUCGGCCUCAUUCUAACAUCCCAUCCGACGGUGCAGAACCCACUCAAUGCUGUACGAGUGACGGCAUCUGCUUGUGGAGCAGACUUUGAACCCAGCGACCCUGAACUCCGAGAACAUCAGUAGCUGAGUCACAGUUGCUUUGAAGAUUCGAUCUAUUUUUGAUUUAGGUUAACUUUUAAAGUUAAGCCCAGGUUAAACCCACUCUUGCACAGUGUGAACAGCUUGAGUUGGGUUUGUGUAUUACACCCAGCUGACAGCACAUUCCACAUUCGGGCAGAGCAACCAGCCACUCAUUGCUACAACCCGGAAGUUGUUCACCUACUAAGGGAAGGCUUUACACUCAUUGUUUCUGGCGUCUAAUGGCUUCUUGUUUCACGGGUGGGUUUAGAAUAGAGAGCAAAAAAUAAUUAACCGUCUCACUGGAAAAUAAAUGAAUUAAACUUGAGCAGGGGUAGAUUAACGGGAGUGACAUUCAAUGAUCUAGAAAAGCAGCCAGGCCGGGAUCACUGGAGACUAGGGUGCUGGAAUAUCGGAAUAUUCCCGCAGCCAGUGAAUCCCAGAAUUCACUCCAUAACUGUGCAGAGGGAAUACUGUCACCACCAGCCUCUUCUCAAGGGUAGUCAGAGAUGUGUAAACGCCGGAAUUAGAAGGUGCGGUGGGUGGCAGGAGUGCAUGCCGACAGAUGACAGAUGAAACUCGGUGAGGCGGGGAGGGUUCUGCCUCCUUCCUUUCCAGUCCUGAUGAAGGGUCUCGACCCGAAACGGCGACUGUUUAUUUCCCUGCCUGUCCUGCUGAGUUCCUCCGGCAUUGUGUGUGUGUGUCGAUCCAGAAUGAGCAGGUCAGGUGGAAGAGACGAGCACAGUAGCUACAUUUUGAAGGGCAUCAGGACAAGCACUUGGAUGGGGAAUUAAUGCUGGCAAGGGAAUUUAGCAAGAAGGUCGGCAGGAACGCGGUGGGCCGAGCGGCCUCCCCUGCUGUACAGCGCCGUGGCUGCAAAACGUAAUGUGGUCAGGACCCAAGCUGAUGACAAAGCGGUCUGGUGGGCAAUGCUGGGUCGCCAGCCCUACCCCCCUGCUCUCACCAGUUCGCAGGAGCGUCCCGCCGACUCACUCUCUCCGCCUCCUGCGUGUCUGUAAACCACUUCCCCGCGGGACAUGUGACCGAGCUCGUCAGUGGGGAGAAUCCUCUUCUUGUGCUGUUGCUAUCACCGCUCCGGACUCAUGCGGCGGCGGAGGCAUGGCUGAGAACCGGCUCGACCCCUACACCCUCUGCCUCUUCGACGUGGACGGGACCCUCACCCCGGCCCGGCAGAAAAUCGCUCCUGAGCUGGACGCGUUUUUGCAGGGGCUGAGGAAGAAGGUGAAGAUUGGCGUUGUGGGAGGCUCAGAUUACGCCAAGAUAGCAGAGCAACUGGGGGAAGGAGAAGAAGUCGUUCAGAAGUUCGAUUACGUCUUUGCUGAAAAUGGGACGGUCCAGUACAGGGACGGGAAGUUCGUCACAAAGGAGGCCAUCCAGAACUACCUGGGUGAGGAGCUACUCCAGGAGCUGAUUAACUUCUGCCUCAGCUACAUGUCUGACAUCCGACUACCCCGCAAAAGGGGCACCUUCAUUGAGUUUCGAAACGGCAUGUUGAACGUCUGUCCCAUUGGCAGGAGCUGUUCCUUAGCAGAGCGACUUGAGUUCUCCCAGAUUGACAAGACAGAGAAGAUCAGAGAGAAGUUUGUGGCGGCUUUGCAGAAGGAGUUCGCUGGCAAAGGAUUGAACUGUACCAGAGGGGGCAUGAUCAGCUUUGACAUCUACCCCGAGGGUUGGGACAAGCGCUACUGCCUGGAUAUCCUGGAAAAGGACGGAAUUAAAACGAUCCACUUCUUUGGGAAUGAGACCGACCCGGGCGGUAAUGACCAUGAGAUCUUUCAUGAUCCCAGGACAAUUGGAUACACAGUGGUGUCACCAGAGGAUACUGUCAGACUGUGCAAAGAACUCUUCCUGCGCGAAUGAGCCACACACUACCAUUCCCAGACCUGGACCCGAAGUUAUCUUCUGCAGGACUUCACGGAAAUCUGAAUGUAGAAACAUUCCCCUGUUCUCUGGUGGGGAGAGAUGUUAAUAUCAACUGCGUUUGUGGGAUGUGCCUCCGUUACAAUUCCAUAUCAGCAGAUGAUGCCAAUACUACUUGAAUUCUUUGUCAUUCACCCUCAGUCUGGUACGGUUAUCAUUUUGUGCACACCAGAACCAACUGGAGUUGGGAGCAUGUGCUUGCAAUGUGCUCCCCAGCACCACCUAUUGGCCACUAAUCACCACUACACCGUGACUGUUGACAUAGCAUAUCUGAGCAGGGAAUGUUGGCAAUCCCAUCUACAGUGCUGUGUGUCGACAAAAAGCACGGCCCAUGAUACGGUGACAGAUGUGAAUUUAUUCUCUUUAGUAGGAAUGAAAGAAAUAAAGAAUAUUUUUUUAAACAGAGAUUUGUAAAUGUCAGUGCACAAAAGGUUCCUAAAACACAAAGUUCAAAGUAAAUUAAUUAUCAAAGUAAAUAUCUGUCAUCAUA